AGUAAUUUAGUAUUUACAUCAUUAUUUGCUAUUGAAAUGAUUUUAAAAAUAAUUGCUGAUGGUUGUCUUAAAUAUAUUAAAAAUGCUUAUAAUUUAUUUGAUAGUUCAAUUGUUAUAAUGAGUCUUAUUGAAUUACAAGGAAAUAAAAAUAGUGGUUUAUCGGUUUUACGUACAUUUAGAUUAUUACGUGUACUUAAACUUGUUAGAUUUAUGCCAACACUUAGACGACAAUUGGUAAGAAAUUUUAUUUUAAUCUUAUUUUUUUUUUUUUUAACUAUUUAUAUUUAUCUAUUGAUUAUAUAUAUAAAAUAUUUUAAUUAUAUUCAAAAUUAAUGAUAAUUAUCAUUAAUAAACUAUUAUAUUAAUAUAUAUUAACCUAUUUUUAAUUAUAAUUACUUUAUAGAAAGUAUCAUAUUUUCAUAUUUAUAAACAUAAUAAAAAAUAAAAAAUAAAAAAUAUCAUUUAAAUCGAUUAGAUUUAUUUUUCAAACAACUUUUUGAAAAAUAUUUUACGACUUGAGAAUAAGAUUAAGAAUGAUCAAUUUAGAUAGAAUAUAUUAAAUUAUACAAUUUUUUAAUUCUUAACAAAUUACAUUAAAUUCAACUUGAGAGUUUAAUUAUCUAUUUUAUUUACUUUAAAAAUAAAUAAAUAAAUAAAUACAUAUACGUAUAUAAUUUAUAUUAUUAUUUAAUAGAUUGUUAUGCUUAAAACAAUGGAUAAUGUGGCGACAUUUUUUUCUUUAUUACUUCUAUUUAUUUUCAUAUUCAGGUAAGUGUAAAAAGAAGAAAAUUUCUUAAUAUAUAUAUAUAUAUAUGUAAAUAAAUGUAAAUAUGUAAAUAAUAAAAAAUUCUUCUCCAGUAUAUUGGGUAUGAAUCUUUUUGGUUGCAAAUUUUGCAAAUACAUCGAAGUUAAACAUACAAAACGUCUUGAAUUUGAAUGUUCAAGAAAAAACUUCGAUUCUCUUUUAUGGGCAAUUUUAACUGUUUUUCAAGUAAAUAAAAUAUUUUAUUAUUCAGGCUUUCGUAAAAACAAAAAACAACUCACAAAAAUUGUCCAUGCUUUCAAUGUUUUAUAUAUUAUUGUUAUGAUAAAAAGUGCGCGAUAAUAUAUUUGUUGUUGUUUUGCUUUGGUAUAAUGUUGUUAAUAAAGUUGUCUAUAUAUAUAUAGUAUUCUUGGUAUGCAUUUAUUUGGUGGUGAAUUUAGUUCAAUAGAAGCAUUCAAUAUAACAUCACAUAAACAAAUUCAUGUUAAAUGUAAAUGUUGUAAAUGUUAUCAAUAUUAUAUUUAUAAAAAUGAUACUCAUCUCAAAGAUUUCAAUUGUUUAGAACAAAGAAAAAAUUUUGAUUCAUUUACCUUUGCACUAUUAACCGUUUUUCAGGUAUCAUUUUUCUAAUUAUAUAUAUUUAUCCUUUCAACAAUAUCAAGAAGAUUCGAAGAGAGAAAAAACAUAUCAUUCAAUCAAUUACUAGACUAAUUACUAAAUUAGUUUUUCUUUCGAAAUUGAUAAUCUAAAACAAACAAAAACAAAAAAGAACGAGAAAUAAUUAAACGAAACGAUGAAACUUACCUGAUGAAAAAUGAAAAAUUUUCAAAAUUAACGAGAUUAGAAUGGAUUUAUAUAUUUGAGUAAAUUUCAU
This is a messenger RNA of Rotaria sp. Silwood2, 1637 nucleotides long. The record is from the annotation of a GenBank genome assembly. NCBI's taxonomy places the organism in Eukaryota, Metazoa, Rotifera, Eurotatoria, Philodinida, Philodinidae.